GAAACCAAGAUGGAUUACAGCUCGUUCAGUGGAGUCCCCCGGUUCUUGACCCGUCCUAAGGCAUUUAUGGUGUCUGUGGGGAAGGAUGCCACCUUGAGCUGCCAGAUCAUUGGAAACCCCAUCCCAGUUGUGAGCUGGGAAAAAGAUAAACUUCCAGUCCAGUCUGGCGGAAGGUUUAAAACCACAGAAGAUGGGGAUCUCUAUCGGCUAACAAUCUAUGAUCUGAGCCUGGAGGACAGUGGCCAAUACAUCUGCCGGGCCAAGAACACCAUCGGGGAAGCUUUUGCAGCGGUCAGCAUCAAAGUUGGAGAGGAGACCACAGUAACGGAGUCAGCCCCAUACUUCAUCCAGAAACCCUCCUCCAUCAAAGUAACAUUGGGAGAAGAUGCCAUGUUCAAAUGCAAAGUCCAAGGUAGCCCCCCCCUCUCGGUGAACUGGGAGAAGGAUGGGAGACACCUGCGGAACCGGGCUGAUGCCGGCCGCUUCCAAAUAGAGUCUGCCGGGGAGUCGAAUGCUCUCACCAUCCAGUGUGCCCGGCUGGGGGACAGCGGCACCUACACCUGCCGGGCAGAGAAUCCCAUCGGCUCUGCCAGCGCUUCAGCCGCACUGGUGGUGGAAACGCAGGGCUCUUCCAACCCGGGCAGCAGCAGCCACUUCGAUACCAGCUGUGGCAAGACGGCAUCCUUGUUGUCUCACUUGCAAAAGAGGCGGGAGGAGAUCAGGAAGAUGGACAUCUCCUAUGGCGCUCUUGAUUCAUCAUCUACCCAGUCUUACUCCACAGCAGAAGGGUUGUCUGGCAUCGGCUACGCCCGCUCCCGGGAUUAUGAGAGGGUGGCUGGACUUACCACCAAAGGGGCCCGCAAUGCAACUUUUGGGGCGCUGACACGCAUGUGCAGCGUGACGGAGGGGAAGCACGCCAAGCUGAGCUGCUACGUGACGGGCGAGCCCAAGCCAGAGAUCGUGUGGAAGAAGGACAACGAGGUCAUUUUGGAAGGACGGCGACAUGUCAUCUAUGAGGAUGAUCAGGAGAACUUUGUGCUGAAGAUCCUCUUCUGCAAGCAGAUAGACAACGGGCUGUACACUUGCACGGCCUCCAACCUGGCAGGCGAGACAUACAGCUCCGUGCUCGUCACCGUCAAAG
Molecule: messenger RNA, 1141 nt
Organism: Balearica regulorum gibbericeps (East African grey crowned-crane)
Lineage: Eukaryota; Metazoa; Chordata; Aves; Gruiformes; Gruidae
Source: RefSeq, a predicted model, not a curated record